AUGGUUGAUUCAGAAGCGUUGAUCGCCGCAGUUCGUGAGCAAAGAUUGUUGUGGGACAAAAAACAUAAACAUUAUAGGAAUCGUUUAUUAAUACAAAGAAGUUGGAAGAAUGUUGCCGAAGCAUUAGAAUGCACAGCUGAUGAUGUGAAAAAGAAGUGGAAGAAUUUAAGAGAUUCCUAUAACAGAGAGCUUAAAAAAGUAGAAAAGCCAAGAUCGGGUUCGGAUGCAGAUCAAAAUGGUCAAUAUCAAGGCGAUUGGCCACAUUUUGAAUCAAUGCAAUUUUUAAAGACAAUUUUGAAACCUCGUAAAACUACUAGUAAUAUUCAAAAUGAAAUAUUAGAUGAAAGCGACAUUAUCGAUGAUGAUACAAUGAUGUCUAUUCUUUCUGAGCAAACAUCAUACAAUACACAAACCGAUGAAUCGCAGUUCAAUACAGAUGAUACCAAUUUGGCAACAAUUGAUGGCCCUACGACUGAUGCUGCAACUGCACAAAAUGCUAUUUCGGCACAGAUACGAUAUGAUACCUCGACACCUGGAUCGUUGCAUACCCCAUCGCGAGCGUUGCCUAACCAAAAGGUACAAGAAAGUGCAGCAAAAAGUAUUGAAGAAAUUUUAAUAACACUCGAACGAGAAAAAAUAGACCUAAUGAAGAAAGAUUUAAAUGAAGUCGACGACGACUUGAACUGGUUCAAGUCUAUAAUGCCGUAUAUGAAAAAGCUACCAUCUCUGAAUAAAUUAUUAUUUCGGACUCAGGUUCAGGAGAUGCUCAUCAACGAAAUAUCAAAACUGAAUACCCCAUCAAACACAGAAUCUUCAACGAUGAGUUACUUCACUUCUGGUGAUUCAUCUCAGUGA
Messenger RNA from Onthophagus taurus, 855 nucleotides. The record is from RefSeq and is a predicted model, not a curated record. Lineage: Eukaryota; Metazoa; Arthropoda; Insecta; Coleoptera; Scarabaeidae.